GGGGCUGAGCUGAUCCCACGUGUGACGCUUUCAUUCCCGGCUCAGUAAUAUUCUCAUAGCGGGGCUUUGCAUAUCUCCUGCCCUAUCUGUGUGUGUCUGUCACUGUUACUGUGGUCCCAGCCGCUGUAGUUUGGACUAGAUAUGGAAGGAGACGGGAGUCAAGCCACGUCCGGAAGCCUAAACGAUUCGCAACAUGACCCGGGUAAAAUGUUUAUCGGUGGCCUCAGCUGGCAAACCUCACCAGACAGCCUUAGAGACUAUUUUAGUAAAUUCGGAGAAAUAAGAGAAUGUAUGGUGAUGAGAGACCCCACGACGAARCGCUCAAGAGGAUUUGGGUUUGUUACGUUUACAGAUGCUGCCAGCGUAGAUAAAGUCUUAGCUCAACAGCACCACGAGUUAGACUCAAAGACGAUUGAUCCUAAGGUUGCCUUUCCACGUCGUUCCCAGCCUAAGAUGGUCACAAGAACAAAGAAAAUAUUUGUGGGUGGCUUGUCGGCCAAUACAGUAGUGGAGGAUGUGAAACAGUAUUUUGAACAGUUUGGAAAGGUGGACGACGCCAUGCUUAUGUUUGAUAAGACUACUAACAGACAUAGAGGAUUUGGUUUCAUAACUUUUGAGAGUGAAGACAUCGUAGAGAAAGUCUGUGAAAUUCAUUUUCAUGAAAUCAAUAACAAAAUGGUAGAAUGUAAGAAGGCCCAGCCCAAGGAGGUGAUGUUCCCACCAGGCACACGAGGGCGAGCCAGGGGUCUGCCCUACACCAUGGAUGCCUUCAUGCUGGGGAUGGGCAUGCUGAGUUACCCUAACAUUGUGGCAACGUAUGGUCGAGGAUACACUGGAUUCGCACCCAGCUACAGCUACCAGUUCCCUGGCUUCCCGGCGACAGCAUAUGGACCGGUGGCAGCGGCGGCGGUAGCAGCAGUGCGUGGCUCAGGUAGGGGGGCCCGUGGAAGAGGCGGCUACUUGGCGUACCCACAGAGCACAGGGCCAGGCCUCCCCGAUUAUGGGUUUUACUCUGCGCCCAGUGACCAGAGGGGGGGGCCCUGCUCCUUUGCUGACUAUGGCUCCCUGGGGCCCCAAGCGGCUCAGAUGCUGCACAGUGAGCAUGCCACCUCCGCCUGCAACUCCCCCCUCCAGCACCUACACAGCCCGGAUCAAUUUAAGAACCCAGGCACCAACCCUUCCAGGCCCGGAGGUUUCCCCGGCGCUAACAGUCCAGGGCCUGUGRCUGACCUGUAUGGACCUAGCAACCAGGAUUCAGCUGUAGGCAAUUACAUCAGCGCUGCUAGUCCUCAGCCCGGCUCCGGGUUCGGCCCCAGCAUCACAGGUCCGUUGAUUGCGACAGCUUUUACAAAUGGAUACCAUUGAACAGGUGGCCGGUUGCCAUCUCAUCAGAGCAGAGUAUAUCUGGUGGCCCRGGACAGACAGGACGAAGUUUCUAAUUGGCUUUGUGUGCAGGUGACCUUAAUCCAACUUCAAGCACUACUGCGUCACCGAUGGCUAAACGAGUGAAAGUGGGAACCAUACGAAGAAGAAAAGAAAAGCGUUUGUCAUCUCAGAAAAAGAAACAACUGCUGUACUAUAUUUCCAAACCUCCUUAUAACUCUGCAGCCUGGUUUGGUUAUGUUUUCACGUCAAGUUGCGUCACCGAUUUCCUUCCUCUCAGCUUUUUUUGUUCUGAUUAAGUUUUAGAAAGGCAUUUUUAGUUCAGCCUUGAUUUUUAUUUUUGUUUUAUUUUUCCUUUCAUUUUUCUCUUCUAGCAGGGUGUAAAUGGAUUUUUGUUUGAAGUACACGGUGGGUCACAGCCAAGAAAGUCUGCAAGUCACGUCUUCAUCUUCGAAUUAUAAAACAAACAAAAAAGAAGAAAAAGAUCGGGAUGUUUCCAUUCAGUCUUUCUGCAAAAAAAAAUACAUUUUAAAAAAGUAGCUGGGAAGACUUGGAAGAAAAAAAAAGAAAAUUAAGGAAAUUUUUAAUGAAGGUAUCGAAGUAAUAAAUUUUAGUAGCUUUUUUUUCUGUGACGUCUCAUUGUAAACCAUAAUUACCUAUUUUUGGGCAAUACAAAGAGGACUCCAAUAUUUUUAUGGUCCUUUUUUAUAAGUGUUGUUUCUGUUGUUUAGAAAUAUAAAUAUAUAUAAAUAUAUAUAUAAAUAUAUAUAUAUGCUAUAACAAAUUUCAUAUAACGACAUUGUGAAUUGAAACUUGAGAAAAAGAAAAUGUAGCUGUACAUAUUAUUCCAGUCACUGCAUAUAACCAACUCAGUGAGAGAAUAGCAUAUUUUUGUGAUGGUGUGUCAAAAGCAACAUGUUWUAGUGUGUGAAUAGAAGAAACAAACAAAAACAAAAAAAAGCUGUAAACAAUAUUUGACUUUYAUUGUUCUUUUUCUGCUGGAAGACGGUGUAAACACAAACAAACGGGACACACUUGCUCUGUAAAUACUGAAGCGAAGUCAUUUCAUACCAGCAAACCGAUGAGCGGGAAGUUGAAUCAACACCGUUCUGAGAAACAA
Austrofundulus limnaeus is the source of this 2503-nucleotide messenger RNA. RefSeq names its product musashi RNA-binding protein 2b (gene msi2b). The record is from RefSeq and is a predicted model, not a curated record. Bases 142 to 1365 code for a protein of 407 amino acids. Gene Ontology annotation, cellular component: cytoplasm. Gene Ontology annotation, biological process: regulation of translation; central nervous system development. Lineage: Eukaryota; Metazoa; Chordata; Actinopteri; Cyprinodontiformes; Rivulidae. The transcript has 15 exons. Gene Ontology annotation, molecular function: mRNA binding.